UACAAUAUCGGAAUCAAAUGAAGAAUUUGAAGUACUUAAAGUAAGAAGACGAGCUACUAAUGUGACUGAAUAUUUUGAACCAGUUGAAGCAACAACACAAACCACUAAUGGAAACUACCGAUUCUUUUUUCUGGUUGUUUGCAAUGUCCUCCAUCUCUCCAAAGACUGAUGCAUCAAAAGCUCGUCGGUGGAGAUAUCAUGUGUACUUGAGUUUCAGGGGGAAGGGGAAAUUUGCAUCCCUUCUCUGCGAGAUGAAAGAAUUAAAACCUUCAUGGAUGAUCGAGAUACAAGUGGAAAUGCUAGUUAUUCCACUCUCAAAACUACAAUGGAGGAUUCAUGGUUUGCAAUCGUUGUUCUCUCGGGAAUGUAUGCUGAUUCUACUCGGUCUUUGGACAAACUUGCAAUGAUCUGUGAGUGCAUGAAUACCGGCCAGGACAGAAUAUUUCCAGUUUUUUAUCAAGUCGACCCUACUGAUGUAAAAUAUCAGAUGGGAGGUUUUGAAGAAGCUUUCACUAAGCAUGAGAACUCUGGCCUAUACGGAUCAGAUAAGCUGAAUCAGUGGAGGGAUGCUUUAAGAUUAGUGGGCACUUUGCCUUUGUCUCAAUGGCAAUACAACAAGGGAUUUAGUCUCUCUGUCCAAGGCAUUGUAGGAUCUGUGUUGCGUCGAUUACCAUAUCUUCUGAAAAUCAACACGGUAAACAACCAUAUCAGUUUCAAGCCAACAAGGCAAGCCACUAGUGGUAUUGUGCCUACAAUCUCCCGAGAAACUGCUGCGUCUCUUCGUUCAUCAGUUGAACCAUCAUCAAAAGCUCGUCGCUGGAAGUACGAUGUGUUUUUCAGUUUCCGGAGAGAAAACAGGGUAUACAAUCUUGCUUUGUCUACAAAGCGUCGGCUGCAAGGACGUGGAUUUAAAACAUACAUUGGUUUGCUUAGAUGUAAGAACUUGGUUUUGAAGAAUCUUCCUAUGUUGUAUGGUCCGAGUGCUACUACUGUUGAUAUUAAGUGUCCUUCAUUGGAACACUUGAUCGUGGUGGAUUGCGGCCAUAUUUCAUUUUCAAUCACUUAUUACUCUCUCUUCCACUCCAGCAGGAGCCGGUUUGAAUUUUCAACCUCCGCUUCUGACUACUUUGGCAGGACGUACCCAGUCCAACUUAAUGUUCUACUUUUUAAGUGGCAGAGCAUCUAGUUUCCAACCGUGAAGUCUCUCAAAUGGCCGGCUCACUUGCAAUGGCAAGUCAAACUCUAUUUCUUUGUCCAGGGGUCAUCUAGCUGAGGCUGCAAAUCCAAUUGAGAAGCUUUGCUGAUCAUGACUUUCAAAACAGCCAGAGAGAUUGUAACAGCUAUUCUAGGAACCUUGGGGAGUGAAAGAGAUCAGUUGACAUGCUUGACCAUGAUUUGAUUUGAUUCUUGCCGCUGGUAUUUGUAAAUAAAAUUGUUAAAAAAAAUUCAAGGAUACUGUCCUUGAAGGUGUUUCUUAUGUCAUUCCCAAUAGUAGUACCGUUACUGAUAAAAUUUUAUGUAUUACCUUACAUGGUUUGGUUCGUGUGCUUCCUUAUU
Fragaria vesca subsp. vesca is the source of this 1557-nucleotide messenger RNA. RefSeq lists its product as uncharacterized. Bases 272 to 1186 code for a protein of 304 amino acids. Gene Ontology annotation, biological process: signal transduction. NCBI's taxonomy places the organism in Eukaryota, Viridiplantae, Streptophyta, Magnoliopsida, Rosales, Rosaceae. The record is from RefSeq and is a predicted model, not a curated record. The transcript has 5 exons. Gene Ontology annotation, molecular function: protein binding; ADP binding.